UUUCUCUUGCCCAGUGAGCUGACCAGUCACAGGCGAUGGAAACAGGGAGUUAGUGGACUUUGUGACCUCUGCUAAGACAGAGCGGGGGCUGAGCACCAGCCUGGCAGGAGGGAAAUAUGCCUACUCCAUCCAAUCUGACACAGACACUGGAAUAUGUCUUCAAAAGGAUUUUUGUUACUUAUAUGGACAAUUGGCGCAGGAACACGACAGCUGAGCAGGAGGCCCUGCAAGCCAAAGUCGAUGCUGAGAACUUCUACUACGUCAUCUUGUACCUUAUGGUUAUGAUUGGAAUGUUCUCUUUCAUCAUUGUGGCCAUCCUGGUGAGCACAGUGAAAUCCAAGAGACAAGAACACUCCAAUGACCCGUACCACCAGUACAUUGUGGAGGACUGGCAAGAGAAGUACAAGAGUCAAAUCUUGAACCUAGGAGAACCAAGGGCCACCAUCCACGAGAACACUGGUGCAGCAGGGCUCAAAAUGUCUCCUUGAUUAGCGAGAGAGGCAUACAGCCAACGUCUGAUAUGCAAAUAUGAAGAUACGCCAGUGUCAUGGAGCCAAUCCAAGUUGCCAUGCUUAGAAGACACUAAGUUCCUCGCUCUCUGUUGAGAAUUUUCAUGGAGAUCAGGUGGCUGGUCAACUAAGACAGGGGACAUUUCAAUCUCAGUGAUUUAUGCUUGCUCACUGGAGCAGUAAUUUAUGCUGAAGAGCUCUUUUCCUUUCCGUGCAAUGUCAAAGUCAUUUUAAUCAAUGUCAAUAGUGAAAAUAAAGCCAAAUUUGAAGUAA
Balaenoptera musculus (blue whale) is the source of this 782-nucleotide messenger RNA. RefSeq names its product potassium voltage-gated channel subfamily E regulatory subunit 2 (gene KCNE2). Gene Ontology annotation, cellular component: membrane. The record is from RefSeq and is a predicted model, not a curated record. Gene Ontology annotation, molecular function: transmembrane transporter binding; delayed rectifier potassium channel activity; voltage-gated potassium channel activity involved in ventricular cardiac muscle cell action potential repolarization. The transcript has 2 exons. Bases 117 to 488 code for a protein of 123 amino acids. Gene Ontology annotation, biological process: ventricular cardiac muscle cell action potential; potassium ion export across plasma membrane; membrane repolarization during action potential. Lineage: Eukaryota; Metazoa; Chordata; Mammalia; Artiodactyla; Balaenopteridae.